AUGUCUCGACUUGGCCCGAACUUCGAUCAAUUUGUCAACAACCCGGCCCCGCUUCAUGAGGCUUUCUUCCAAGAUCCCGAUGAUGUUCUCUGGAUGUUCUCGAAGAGAUAUAACCAUCUGCCAAGCUUCCUCAGCGGCCACCAUGUGCACUUUGCCGGCGGCUAUUCGGUUAGCUUUGAGAUGCGCGACCGUUUUUGGAAUCAGCCUCGAGAGUACCCCUACAUCAGCCGGGACGAGAAUUGCGAAGAGAUCUUCAUUCGGGGCAACGAUCAAAUCUACUUGCUGCUGUUCGCCGCUUAUGGCGGGUUUCUACCAAAAGCCCUCUUCCGAUUUAUCCCGGCCAUGCAGAUUUGGGAGCAUCGAGUUUUGAAUCUGGACCCCGAGUGCUACACGCGCAAUGGCCCCGUCGAGCGGAUCACCGUUCGUGCCGUCGAUGUGAAGGUGGACAGCAAAGACGCGUACUUGCUAGUGAAGAUUGCCGGCGAGUGCUCGUGCCACCACCUGAACUUGGUCGACGGGAGAAUGGAGAAGAUGUUCAACAUCAAGCCGGAGAUUAUGACAAUACCGAACGCAACACCUAUCCGAGGCGCUGUACUCGACGGCAAGCUGCAUUUCUUCUACGGGGUCAAUGAUAUUCCGAUCGACUGGGUGCCAGACAGACUCGUCACGUUGGAUUUGGCCACCGGCGAGGGCUGCGAAAUUCCUUUACCCGGCGGGACCCCACCGUUCAUCAACGAGGGCGCUAAAUACACGUAUUUGCGGAAGGACGGCGUGUGGGUCCACGUUCAAGGUCACAUUGGGCCUGCCGAACCCACAUCGUGCGCGCUCAUCUACACGCUCGACCUCAACGCGGAGGAGGUUCGCUGGAGGAAGUCGUAUAUGACGUCGACCACCACCACCUAUGCCUACGAUCACUCCAGGGACAGGCUCAUCUAUGUCGACGAAGUCGGGGUCUGGGAGUGCCUUUCCUACCCGCCAACC
This is a messenger RNA of Mesorhabditis spiculigera, 981 nucleotides long. Lineage: Eukaryota; Metazoa; Nematoda; Chromadorea; Rhabditida; Rhabditidae. The record is from the annotation of a GenBank genome assembly.